Messenger RNA from Tilletiopsis washingtonensis, 1729 nucleotides. Its product is annotated as putative rRNA pseudouridine synthase. Gene Ontology annotation, cellular component: box H/ACA snoRNP complex. The transcript is spliced from 3 exons. Gene Ontology annotation, molecular function: RNA binding; pseudouridine synthase activity. Gene Ontology annotation, biological process: box H/ACA sno(s)RNA 3'-end processing; rRNA pseudouridine synthesis; snRNA pseudouridine synthesis. Lineage: Eukaryota; Fungi; Basidiomycota; Exobasidiomycetes; Entylomatales. Bases 68 to 1603 code for a protein of 511 amino acids. The record is from RefSeq and is a predicted model, not a curated record.
CGCCGACUCUCUGGCUCUGGCUCCAUCUCCACCCUCUCCACCCCCCCUCUCGCCCUCCUCGCCAGCCAUGUCGGUGCUCGGCGAAUCCUCCGCGGCAGCUGCAGCAGGCGCCGGCCCGUCGGUGGCCGCGGCGCAGGCGAGCCAGAGCUUCAUGAUUGCCCCCGACCACUCGGGCGCCAAGCUCAACACGGCCGACUGGCCGCUGCUGCUCAAGAACUACGACAAGCUGCUCGUGCGCUCCUCGCACUUCACGCCCAUCCCGCACGGCUGCUCGCCGCUGAAGCGCGAGCUGGCGUCGUACAUCAAGUCGGGCGUGAUCAACCUGGACAAGCCGUCGAACCCGUCGUCGCACGAAGUCGUGGCGUGGAUCCGGCGCAUGCUGCGCGUCGAGAAGACGGGCCACUCGGGCACGCUCGACCCCAAGGUCACCGGCUGUCUCAUCGUCUGCAUCGACCGUGCCACGCGCCUCGUCAAGUCGCAGCAGGGCGCGGGCAAGGAGUACGUGGCCGUGCUGCGUCUGCACGAUGCGCUGGCCGACGUCAAGACGCUGCCGCGCGCCCUCGAGACGCUCACCGGCGCCCUCUUCCAGCGCCCGCCGCUCAUCAGUGCCGUCAAGCGCCAGCUGCGCAUCCGCACCAUCUACGAGGCCAAGCUGCUCGAGUUUGACAAUGAGCGCCACCUCGCCGUCUUCUGGGUCUCGUGCGAGGCCGGCACGUACAUCCGCACGCUCUGCGUGCACCUCGGCCUCCUGCUCGGCGUCGGCGGACACAUGCAGGAGCUGCGCCGCGUGCGCUCCGGCGCACUCAGCGAGAACGACAACAUCGUCACGAUGCACGACUUGCUCGAUGCGCAGUGGCUCUACGACAACCAGCGCGACGAGUCGUACCUCCGGCGCGUCAUCCGCCCGCUCGAGUCGCUCCUUGUCGGCUACAAGCGCAUCGUCGUCAAGGACACGGCGGUGAAUGCCGUGUGCUACGGCGCCAAGGUGAUGAUUCCCGGCCUGCUGCGCUACGAGGCCAACAUCGAGGUGGGCGAGGAGGUGGUCAUCAUGACGACCAAGGGCGAGGGCGUGGCGCUGGCCAUUGCCCAAAUGUCCACUGCCGACCUGGCCACCGUCGACCACGGCGUCGUGGCAAAGGUGAAGCGCUGCAUCAUGGAGCGCGACACGUACCCGCGGCGCUGGGGCCUGGGGCCCAAGGCCCUCGAGAAGAAGAAGAUGGUCAAGGCGGGCACGCUGGACAAGCACGGCAAGGAGAACGACAAGACGCCAAAGACGUGGUCGGCCGCCUACGUCGACUACUCCAACGUCGACGAGGCCGCUCCUGCCGCUGCUGCUGCCGCGCCUGCUCCGGCACCCGCUGCGACGCCCGCGCCCGUGGCGCCAAGCACGCCGGCGCCGACGCUGAAGCGCAAGGCGGAGGACACGCCUGCGGGCGCGAGCGAGGCGGGCGGCGCCGCCAGGGAGGGCGAGACGGAGGAGGAGCGCAAGGCGCGCAAGGCGGCAAAGAAGGCAAAGAAGGUCGCGGCUGAGGCCGCGGCGGCGGGCAGCGCAGAGGCGCCGGCGAGCGAGAAGAAGAAGAAGGAGAAGAAGGCGAAGGAGUAAUGAGCGUGCGGCGCUCGUUCGACCUCCCCCCACACACACACCAUCAUCACGUUCCCCGCUUUGCACCCUUCGCUCCUCUUGUACUCUAUCUCCCGUCGCGACAAUCUGACUGCCUUCACAUCCAAG